Perognathus longimembris pacificus (Pacific pocket mouse) is the source of this 1814-nucleotide messenger RNA. RefSeq names its product leucine rich repeats and IQ motif containing 4 (gene Lrriq4). The record is from RefSeq and is a predicted model, not a curated record. Bases 69 to 1769 code for a protein of 566 amino acids. The transcript has 6 exons. Lineage: Eukaryota; Metazoa; Chordata; Mammalia; Rodentia; Heteromyidae. Gene Ontology annotation, molecular function: protein binding.
GAGCCGUGGGCAGGCCGCAGUUUCCACGGCAUUUCAGAUUUUGAACAUUUCAACUUUCCCUCCAAAUCAUGUCCAAGGACAGGGUAACACCGGAAGGGCUUUCCCCGAGAGUCCCCACCAGGAGCGGGAGUGACCCCCUGCAGAUCACAGACAGGACCUUCUUCAUCGAUGCCUCCCGGCAGAGCUUGACUCGCUUUCCCUGGGAGAUCCUGACGCUGAGAGAACUGGAAGAGAUCCAUUUGGAAGAGAACCAGAUCGAAGAGAUCCCCGCAGACAUCCAGCAUCUGAAGAAUGUCCGGGUCCUCUACCUGAACAACAACCAGGUGAGGAGCCUGUGUCCCGAGCUGGGGAAGCUCAGCAGCCUGGAGGGCCUGGACCUGAGCUCCAACCCGCUGCUGCUGUCCUCCCUGGGGGUCCUGUCCUACCUGCGCACCCUGCGCGAGCUGCGCCUCUACCACACCGGCCUCAGGGACAUCCCCGUCCCCCUGUGCAAAGCCCUCCAUCACCUCGAGCUCUUCGGGCUGUCCAGCAACCACCUGGAAUCUCUGCCCAAGGAAAUCGUGAACCAGACCAAGCUGAAGGAGAUCUACCUGAAGCAGAACCAGUUCAAGGUCUUCCCUCCCGAGCUCUGUGCGCUCCGCAACCUGGAGGUCAUCGACCUGGACGAGAACCAGCUCACGGCGCUCCCGGAGGAGGUGGGGACCCUCAAGCACCUGCACAAGCUCUACCUGGCCCACAACCACCUGUCCAGCCUGCCCGAGUCGCUGCACCUGUGCGGCCGCAUGGCCGUGCUCGAUCUGUCCUACAACCUCCUCCACUCCCUCCCGCACAACCUGGAGGAGCUCGUGGAGAUGACCGAGGUGGGCUUGAGUGGGAACCGGCUGGAGAAGUUGCCCCGCCAGGUCUGCAAGUGGCCCGCGCUGCACCUGCUCUACCUGCGCAGCUCGGGGCUGCGCUCGCUGCGCCGCUCCAUCCGCAGGCUGGUGAGCCUGAGCCUCCUGGACCUCAGCCAGAACCACCUGGAGCACCUGCCCUCCCAGCUCUGCGCGCUCAGGAGCCUGGAGAUCCUGGCGCUGGACGACAACAACCUGCUACAGUUACCUUCAGAGUUGGGCCUGCUUUCAAAACUGAAGGUACUUGGACUCACAGGAAAUGAGUUUGUUGCCUUUCCAGAGGAAGUGUUUUCUUUGGUGUCUCUAGAGAAAUUAUACAUCGGACAAGACCAGGGAAACAAGCUCACCUAUUUGCCAGAACAAGUUGGGAAACUGCAGAGUCUUAAAGAGCUGUACAUAGAGAACAAUUACCUCGAGUACCUUCCCAUAUCCUUGGGGUCAUUGCCUCAUCUAGAAGUUCUUGACUGCCGGCACAAUUUGCUCAAACAGAUCCCAUAUAGCCUUUGCCAAGCACAAGAUUUGAGAGAGCUGCUGCUGGAGGACAACUUGCUCACACAGAUUCCAGAAGAUUUUGACAACCUGGUAAAUCUUAAGGUUCUGACCCUGACGGAGAACCCCAUGGAAGACCCCCCACAGGAUGUGUGCGCUGGAGGCAUUGAGAGCAUCUGGAAGUACCUGAAGGAGAAGAAAGCCAGGAAGAUAAUGGCAAUCAAGAUUCAGGCAUGGUGGCGUGGGGUCAUGGUGUUCAGAGGCAUAGGGAGAUUCGAAGAACUACUAAAACUGCGAAAGAAAGGAAAGGCCUCUCCAAAAGACAAAAAAGGCGCAGCAGCAAAGAAACCAGGAAAAGGGAAGCCUGGAAAGGGAAAUAAAAAAUGAUAAUUCUGUAAAUCAACGAAUCAGGGGUAUGAGCCUGAAUGGAUG